Meleagris gallopavo (turkey) is the source of this 3933-nucleotide messenger RNA. The record is from RefSeq and is a predicted model, not a curated record. Lineage: Eukaryota; Metazoa; Chordata; Aves; Galliformes; Phasianidae.
UUCUCACUUCAGAAACUAGAGCAACUCAAUCAGUAUCCAGAUUUCAACAACUACCUGAUUUUUGUUCUUACGAAAUUGAAGUCUGAAGAUGAGCCAACACGUUCCUUGAGUGGUCUUAUCUUGAAGAAUAAUGUAAAAGCACAUUUUCACAACUUCCCGAAUGGGGUAACUGACUUCAUCAAAAGUGAAUGUCUGAACAACAUCGGUGAUUCCUCUCCCUUAAUUCGAGCUACCGUAGGUAUUCUGAUAACAACCAUUGCUUCAAAAGGAGAAUUACAGAAUUGGCCUGAACUUUUACCAAAGCUUUGCAGCCUCUUAGAUUCAGAGGACUACAAUACUUGUGAGGGUGCGUUUGGCGCUCUUCAGAAGAUAUGUGAAGAUUCUGCUGAAAUUUUAGAUAGUGAUGUAUUAGACCGACCACUCAAUAUCAUGAUACCUAAAUUCUUACAGUUCUUCAAGCACAGCAGUCCAAAAAUAAGAUCUCAUGCUGUUGCAUGUGUCAAUCAAUUUAUCAUCAGUAGAACUCAAGCUCUUAUGAUGCACAUAGAUGCUUUUAUUGAGAAUCUUUUUGCACUGGCUACUGAUGAGGAGCCUGAAGUACGCAAAAAUGUUUGCCGUGCUCUGGUAAUGUUGCUGGAAGUUCGCAUGGAUCGCCUUCUUCCUCAUAUGAUUAGUAUAGUUGAGUACAUGCUUCUAAGGACCCAGGACCAAGAUGAAAAUGUGGCUUUGGAGGCCUGUGAGUUUUGGCUGACUUUGGCUGAACAACCCAUUUGUAAGGAUGUUUUAUGUCGGCAUCUUACUAAGCUGAUACCUGUGCUGGUGAAUGGUAUGAAAUAUUCGGAGAUAGAUAUUAUUUUGCUGAAGGGAGAUGUUGAAGAAGAUGAAGCUAUUCCAGAUAGUGAACAGGACAUAAGACCUCGUUUUCAUCGUUCACGAACAGUAGCUCAGAAACACGAGGAAGAUGGCAUUGAAGAUCGUGAUGAUGAUGAUGAUGAAAUUGAUGAUGAUGAUGCUAUUUCUGACUGGAAUUUAAGGAAAUGUUCUGCUGCUGCUCUAGAUGUUUUGGCCAAUGUAUUUCGUGAUGAACUUUUGCCACACAUCUUGCCUCUUUUAAAGGAAUUGCUCUUCCAUCCCGAAUGGGUAGUUAAGGAAUCAGGUAUCCUUGUUCUUGGAGCGAUUGCUGAAGGCUGCAUGCAGGGUAUGAUUCCAUAUCUUCCAGAGCUGAUCCCUCACCUUAUUCAGUGCCUCUCUGACAAAAAGGCUCUUGUGCGCUCCAUUACAUGCUGGACUCUUAGUCGCUAUGCACACUGGGUAGUUAGUCAACCCCCAGACACAUACUUGAAGCCAUUAAUGACUGAGUUGCUACAGCGUAUCCUGGAUAGCAACAAGAGAGUACAAGAAGCUGCCUGCAGUGCCUUUGCUACUCUAGAAGAGGAGGCUUGUACAGAGCUUGUUCCUUAUCUUGCAUAUAUACUUGACACUUUGGUCUUCGCAUUUAGUAAAUACCAGCAUAAAAACUUGCUUAUUCUUUAUGAUGCUAUAGGAACUCUAGCAGAUUCUGUAGGCCAUCAUCUAAAUAAACCAGAAUAUAUUCAGAUGCUAAUGCCCCCGUUAAUCCACAAGUGGAACAUGUUGAAGGAUGAAGAUAAAGAUCUCUUUCCUUUAUUAGAGUGCCUGUCGUCAGUUGCUACUGCCUUGCAAUCUGGCUUUCUUCCAUACUGUGAACCUGUGUACCAGCGUUGUGUAAAUUUAGUGCAGAAGACCCUUGCACAAGCCAUGUUGCACAAUGCUCAACCAGACCAAUAUGAGGCUCCAGAUAAGGACUUCAUGAUUGUGGCUCUUGAUUUACUCAGUGGUUUAGCUGAAGGUCUUGGAGGCAACAUUGAGCAGCUGGUAGCUCGGAGCAAUAUCCUGACACUGAUGUACCAAUGCAUGCAGGAUAAAAUGCCUGAAGUACGACAGAGUUCUUUUGCACUGUUGGGUGAUCUGACAAAGGCAUGUUUUCAGCAUGUGAAGCCUUGCAUCGCUGAUUUCAUGCCCAUUUUGGGAACCAACCUAAACCCUGAAUUCAUUUCUGUGUGUAACAAUGCUACCUGGGCAAUUGGAGAAAUCUCCAUUCAGAUGGGUAUAGAGAUGCAGCCUUAUAUUCCAAUGGUGUUGCACCAGCUUGUAGAAAUAAUUAACAGACCCAACACACCAAAGACAUUGUUAGAGAACACAGCAAUAACAAUUGGUCGUCUUGGUUACGUUUGUCCUCAAGAGGUGGCCCCCAUGCUACAGCAGUUUAUAAGACCCUGGUGCACCUCUCUCCGGAACAUAAGAGACAAUGAGGAAAAGGACUCAGCAUUCCGUGGGAUAUGUACCAUGAUCACAGUCAACCCCAAUGGCGUAUUCCAAGACUUUAUUUUUUUUUGUGAUGCUGUUGCAUCGUGGAUUAGCCCAAAAGAUGAUCUCCGAGACAUGUUCUGUAAGAUUCUUCAUGGGUUUAAAAAUCAAGUUGGAGAUGAGAAUUGGAGGCGUUUCUCAGACCAGUUUCCUCUUCCUUUAAAAGAGCGCCUUGCAGCUUACUAUGGAGUUUAACCUCGUGCAUUGUAGCUGCAGUCCCAUAAUUAGAGGUAAACACAUGAAUCUUCCUUUCAAAAUAGUUGUAUUGUGUACUUUCUUCUUAUUUCUGCCUUAUGAAAAUAUUAGUGGACUAGAUUAAAGUUUUGAGAUGAGCUCUAUCAGAUAUCUUCUGAGAAAAAGAAAGGGGUAAUGUUGAACCAAAAUCCUGGUAGCUAUAGCAAAAGUGAUUGUCUUUCUAUGGAACAGUAUAGAGUAUACUUGGUCAUGUAUCAAGGUUAGAAGACUAAGUGUAAUUGUAUCUGUUCACGUUUGAUAAGCCAAGUAAUAAGUGUGUUCCAAAGGCAGCAUACUAGAUACAGGCUCCAUGUGUGUCUUAUGGGUUAGGGGAUAACAGAUGUAAUAUAAGGUGAAUAUUUCUCUAGGACAAGAAAAUAAGUUUAAGAUACUUUAUCCAUGUGAAAUCCAACACAUUCCUAUGUACAUGUUGGAUGGUUUUGGCACUUAGUCAAGGAUAUUACAACACUCUCCACCUCUGCUGUUUGUAGAGGUUGAUGUUUUGAGAAGGCUGAUGUGUAGAAUGAUGUAGAAUGACUAUAGUGUACCACUUUGCUCUGUAUACUUUCUGUGCAGACUGUAUAAACAAAGCACCUGUGUAUAAAGUAGUGUGAUGCUGUGAAGAAUUUAUUAUACUACCCAGAAAAGAAAGCAGGUUAAUUUCGUUCAUUGAGUCAUUGUAUAAAUGUGGUAAUUGCUCUAGAAUAUUUGCACAGAAAUAUAGGAGUGUAUCACGUAAUUCAGUUGUAUUGUUGAAUGAACAUCCAUUUAAAAAUCAGUCUAAUGUUUUUCAAAGUUGGUGGCAUAAUAAAUUUUCUUUGAAUUGCAUAUUUCAUGUGAACAAUUGAUUAAAAAUAAACAAACUUCAAACACUAAUCAAUGAGGGCACUUUAGUUUUGAUAUACAGUUGAUUUUUUUUUUUCUUCCUUCUAAUGAAGUAGAAGUAUAAUGCCAAAUUGAAAAAAAAAAAUAAAAAAAAUCUCAGUUACUCCCCAUUUCUGUUGAGGAGGCAAUAUGGCUAUCCUGUUGAAUCUACCUAAAAGUGAAAUUGUUAUAUUAGUAGAAGGUAAGUUUAAUAUCCUGAACAUCAUGACUGCCUCAUAAUUUUGUACUGAAAGGGCAAAAUCUUUUUGAAGUACAUAUAGCUGUUUUCAUCUUAAAUCUAAGCUUAGAUGCAAUAUUGGAAAUGUCAUUGUAGCUUUAAAGCAUACAUUGUUGUAAGGAAUAAUAGUCUUCCUGUUAAAAAUUGACUCUUUGGUUAAGCAGACUUAUAAAGGAAACAUCUAGAUACAAAUUCACUUUUAAGCUUAGAUU